This is a messenger RNA of Hevea brasiliensis (rubber tree), 774 nucleotides long. RefSeq names its product WUSCHEL-related homeobox 3-like. The record is from RefSeq and is a predicted model, not a curated record. NCBI's taxonomy places the organism in Eukaryota, Viridiplantae, Streptophyta, Magnoliopsida, Malpighiales, Euphorbiaceae. Gene Ontology annotation, molecular function: DNA binding; DNA-binding transcription factor activity. The transcript is spliced from 2 exons. The coding region runs from base 9 to 602 and encodes 197 amino acids. Gene Ontology annotation, biological process: plant organ development.
UGUGUGUUAUGUCCCCUGCUACUUCCUCUAGGUGGUGUCCAACACCAGAGCAGCUCAUGAUCUUGGAAGAGUUAUAUAGAAGAGGGAUUAAAACUCCUAAUGCUUCUCAAAUUCAAAGAAUCACCGCCCACCUCUCUUUAUAUGGCAAUAUUGAAGGCAAGAAUGUGUUCUACUGGUUUCAAAACCACAAGGCAAGAGAUAGACAGAAGCUUAAAAGAAAUCUCAUUAAGCAGCAGCAGCUACAGUACCAGCUUUAUCAUCCUGAUCUUCAUUACCUACAACAGAAUCAAUCAAACCACCACUAUCCCAUUCUUAACUAUUUUGAUCCUCCUCCUCCUCCUCCACAUACUUCAUCACCUUUAUAUUCGCUUUCCUAUCACAAAUCCCCUGCCUUUCCUCCUCAGGAAGGACUUGAAGGUGCACCAGCACAAAUGAUGAUGAAUCACCCGUGGAAGGUGGAUAUCCCAUUUAUCAGCAGCAUAAGACCGCUUGAAACACUUGAACUCUUCCCAAUCACAGCAACAAAUUUCAAGGAAGAGUGCAAGGAUAACAACAAAAUCUCUCCCAAACUAAUAUCAACCGAUCACUUCCUCUCUCUCUAGCUAGAGCUAGGUUGCUAUAUAUAGGUACAUUUAUCAAGUUCCGAAUGCAUGUUUCUUGUUCAAUAGACUUGUCAUCUGUCCUUGGUUCUGCUAUAUAUUAAUUCAUAAGUCUACCAAGGAACUAGAGGGCAAAAGACCUCAAUUGUCUUGUGCGUAAUGUUAAUGCUCCUCC